Molecule: messenger RNA, 5295 nt
Organism: Tympanuchus pallidicinctus (lesser prairie-chicken)
Lineage: Eukaryota; Metazoa; Chordata; Aves; Galliformes; Phasianidae
Gene: SUV39H2
Product: SUV39H2 histone lysine methyltransferase
Exons: 6
Coding region: 78-1232 (384 amino acids)
Cellular component (GO): nucleus
Molecular function (GO): zinc ion binding; histone H3K9 methyltransferase activity; protein binding
Source: RefSeq, a predicted model, not a curated record
AGGCGGCCGUUACCACAGCACCGCCCUCCCCCCUCCCCCCUCUCCCGCCGCCUGCGGCCCUGCGCGGCCCCUCCAAGAUGGAGGGCUGGCGAGGAGCUUGGUAUGUGCCAUGUCUAGCUUCACAUGAGACCCUCCAAGAAUUAUGUAGGAAGGAAAAUCUGAGAUGUAAAUCCAUUGGAAUCACCAACAAGAGUCUAAAGAGUUAUGAGGUGGAAUAUUUGUGUGACUACAAGGUAGAAGAGGGCAAAGAAUAUUAUCUUGUGAAAUGGAAAGGAUGGCCAGAAUCUUCAAAUACUUGGGAACCUCAGAAAAAUCUGAAAUGCCCAAAACUUCUUGAAAACUUUCUUAGUGACAAGGACGAAUACUUAUCUCGGAUGAAAGAAGGCAAAGCACUGAAAGUGAGAAACAGUGUUAAAGCUUUGAAACCUGCAGUUGCAGAUUACAUUGUAAAGAAGGCUAAACAAAGAAUAGCUCUGCAGAGAUGGAAAGAAGAACUCAACAGGAAAAAGAAUCAUAAAGGAAUGAUUCUGGUAGAAAACACUGUGGAUCUUGAAGGUCCUCCUAUAGACUUCUAUUACAUUAAUGAGUAUAAGCCUGCUCCGGGGAUAAAUGUAAUAAAUGGAAUAACAACUGGCUGUGAAUGCUCAGACUGCCCUGCCGAGAAGUGCUGUCCAAAGGAAGCUGGUUUUAUUUUGGCUUACAAUAAACGAAAGAAGCUGAAAAUCCAGCCUGGCUUGCCCAUCUAUGAAUGCAAUUCAUUUUGCAGGUGUGGUCCUGACUGCCCUAAUAGGAUAGUACAGAAAGGCACACAAUAUUCUCUUUGCAUCUUCAGAACUAACAACGGCCGAGGCUGGGGAGUGAAAACCCUCCAGAAAAUUAAGACCAACAGUUUUGUGAUGGAAUAUGUUGGAGAGGUGAUUACAAGUGAGGAAGCAGAGAGACGAGGCCAAUUCUAUGACAACCAGGGAAAUACAUACUUGUUUGAUUUGGACUAUGACUCAGAUGAGUUUACAGUAGAUGCAGCUCGAUAUGGAAACGUGUCCCACUUCGUGAAUCACAGUUGUGAUCCCAAUCUUCAAGUCUUCAAUGUAUUUAUCGAUAACCUUGACCUGCGUCUUCCUCGAAUAGCACUGUUUUCCACAAGAACCAUCAAGGCUGGAGAAGAGCUGACAUUUGACUACCAGAUGAAAGGUCAGGCAUUGCAUCUCACUAGAACAGAUGUCCCUCACUGACAGCGCAGACAGCGCACAACCAGAAGCUUUGUGUGCACCUCUAGUGCAUUACUUCCUUCAGCACUCCUGGUUCAGAGCAAGGGGUUGUGGUUGGAACCUCUGACAAGGUAGCUUGCUUUAAAGAUUUGUCACAGGGCUGCUCAAAAUAAUGGUCAAGACAAAAAACGUAUUUGGAGACGUUUAGAAAAGCUUCCCCUUAUUGAAGCUGGCAUUUCAGGUAAACCACUUUUUAAAGAAUCUCCUGAGAAGCAGCUGCUUCUAACUGACAGUUAUGAAGGCAGUUGUAACAGCCGAGUGAAGUAAGGUACCAUAGGUGUGUACAGGGAUUGUUAUGCAGAGACUUCAGGAAGAAAUAUUCUUGGUGAAAUAUUACCAGCUUCUUUGAUAACUGAUUUUCCAUUCAGUAAUUCCUUUUUUUUUUUCCCAGUGCAGUAUAAAACAUUUGAAUCUGGUUGGCAGUGGUGUUCUGUGUGUCAAGUGUGCAUGCUUGCAAACCACUAAGCCACAACGUAUUGUUUUCCCAGCUGUUUAAUUUCCAAAGAAGUAUUUUUAUGCUCCAGAGCUGUACCACAUUCUUGCAGAAGCUCUCUUUCAAUAUUGACCAAGUUCUUUUAUUGAAAUCUCUUUUAAAACUUCCCUUUUCUUUUUGUGGUGCCUGUAACAGUGAUGUUCAAGGCAGACUGCAGUCUCAGCUGACCAGUAUAUGCCGAUAAGCUUGAGCCUAAAGGGCCUGAGUUCACUGAGCUUUGGAUCCUGACAUGUGUGACAAGUGUUGGAUAAGCAGUUGUAAUGUGGGUGUUGGUAGAAUUCAGCAUAGCUUCACACACAAUUUUUUUAAGAGCUGGGGUGGUAGAAGGCUUCUUGAAGCCAUUUCUCUGUCUUGAAUUCCUAGCUCAAUUUCAGUCUUUCCAUUAAAAUGUCCUUAUUUGUGUUUGUCUGUGUCACAGGUUCUAUAGAUCUGACUUCAGACUCUGCUGAUGGUCUGAGCCCAUCCAGAAAGAGGAUCAGAACAGUCUGUAAAUGUGGAGCUGUGUGUUGCAGAGGUUAUCUCAACUGAGUUUGAGUACCCAAAGUCACAAAUACUUUGUUCUCUUCUCAAAGAGUUUUAAGGAGACUCUUCUUUCAUACAUACAUUAUUCUUACAGCUUAUGUAAACAGAUACAACGAAAACAAGAUGUUAUGUUUGUAAGUGAAAUGGCAUUGGCCAAAGAAAGAGAUCUAGUGUUUCAGGUUGAAACUGAUAAUGUGGAUUAAAAUUUAAUUUUUCUAUCAUCGUUAUUUGGGAAGCAGUAAACUAUAUGGUAAGAAAAUUCUCUAACAUGUACCUUGAUUUGAAUAUUAAAUGUAAGCUCACAGCGGUAGGCCUUUUAGGAGCUGAUUUCAGUGAGAUAAAGUGGUGUUGCAUAUUUUCUGUACCUUGCAAAGAAGGUAUUAGAAGGCAUUCAAUUUGAGUCCUAAAUCAUAGCAGACAGUUCCUUUUUUUUUCUUUCUUUCUUUUUUUUUUUUUUUUUUUUUGUGCUGGUGUGUAAAAGAAAGGCUGAGAGAGUCAAAAAGAGAGAGUAAGCAAUAACAUCUGUGGCACCACGAUGAGAGGCAUCAGAGCACGACUGGAAGGCGGCUCAGAGGGGUGCAAACUGGAAAAGCUCCAUUGAAUUCCACACAGUAAAAUCGUCGGCGUUCGUUGAGUCUGGGGGUCUUAAACAUCUUCACCUGAUGUCAUGUUGUUCGGAAGCUUUAUGAAUAGCAUUUCUUAAAUCGUUACGUUCUGACUUUUAGUUCAGGUUCUGUAGGAGGUCUUCUUUUCUGCACAGAGUUUGUAAAUGUUGGGUUAUUAUUGGUAACACACACUGUUUUGUUUUCAUUGCAGAAAUUUGGCAGUCAUUGCUGAAAAAAAAAAUACUGGCUACAGUUUGGGAAUAGAAAACAAAGUAAUUAAAGGAAAGCAGCCUGUUGCCCAUCAACACUGAUGCAUUCUGCAGAUAUACUUAGUUAUCUGUUAGGUGUAGAAAUAGCCUGGGAAUUGAUUUGUAUUAACAGUUGUUUUUGCUUAAGUUUUUACAUACUGUGACUUUAUUUUUUUUUUUUAAUCUAGUGACAGAUUUUUAAGAUAUUAGCCCUAUUUUUCUCGUGUUGCAAAAAUAUUAACUUCAGUGAAGUUAGGCUAGGGUUGAGCUACCCAUUUGCUGUAGUCAUUUGUAACAUGUUCUUGAAUGUAAAGGCUGAGAAGAAUACUGUUCUUCAGCUGCUUGUAUCAUUUUAUUAUUAUUACCUUAAAGUUGUUUUGAUCUGUUGGUAAUAUGUGCUACGUUUUGCUUGGCUUCAAAGACACUGAAGAGCACUUGAGUUUGGUUAUGAGUGGAGUUACAGCCAAGGUCCAUGCUCUGGGGAUAUUUGAAGGGCUUUAUUCUCAUGGAUAAAAAAGCUUGUAAAACUUGCAUGUUGCUUACAAAUACUUGCUUACAAAAUGUUGACAGUCAGGCAGAAUGUUGUUGCUCCCUAAAUGGAUGCUAGCUAUGUAUCAUAGGUCAGCUAGUUGCCUUUAUAAGGUGCACAGCUGUUGUCUCAGGUGAAUGAAGUCAAGUACCCAGCAUGUAUCAAUUUCCUUAAUUUGUUAGCAAAUGCCUUAAACUUCAGGCUAGUUCCCAGCACUCCAAGAAGAGUGUUUCAGAGGAUAACACAGGUUGUCUGCUGACUAAGAAGCACCGUUGCAUUGGCACUGAACAUCUGGCUCUUUGGCAGGAAGUGUCAUUUUUUUUAUGCUGGGAGACACUGAAAUCAGUUUCACGGUUGGAGUGAAGAGCAUGGGCCACUGCAAGUCCUGUCUGAGGUUUGUAAUCUACAACACAAAGAGAUACAUGUGAAGUUAUUGUUUCACAUGAGCAGGAGGAAACUUGCUUAUGUUUAAAAGUAUUUGACAUUAACAGGCUCAGCUGUAUCCACACACUUGGAUAAAUGCUCAAUCUAUUCAAUUUAUAAAAUGCCACUUCUCCAGCAGUUUUUAAUUUAUUGAUGUGGAAUGUUGGAGUUUAACAAACUCUAGAUUAUCUGCUGUCAUUUGGAGUUGUUUGCUUUCUCUUGCAUGUAGCCCAGUUUAGAAACGCAUUCCACACGGAUGGAAUCUGCGACCUCCAGCUCCUGAAUCUGCUGCAGUCUGCAGCCUUUCCUCGGCACAGGAGUGCAAGAGUUCUGCAGCAAGACAGAUUCCUUACCACAUUGGUUUCUCUGGCCUCUGCUGUGCAAGUUGACAGAAUGGUUUACCACCCUCUUUGAUUUAAAAAUCACCAAUAAAUACACGUUCAAAGAGAAAAGUCUUACCAGUUGUACUUGAGUUCCGUGUCUGCCUUUUUCCCAAGGCAGUAUCUGUUAUCACCAGCAUUGAAGUGACAAACACUGUUGUUCUAUAAGGAUAUGUAUGUUACCUCUUGUGUGUGAAAUAAAGGACCUUUAAUUUAUGUUCUGGGAGGUAACAGUAUUUUGUAUUUAUUUGAACUAAAAUCACAUAUCCGGUUUCUAAUUUAGAAUACUGAACAGUGUUUAUGUCUACAUAUUCAGUGCAUUUGCAGUUGGUAACUGAGCUUAACGGAAUACUGCAUCACUUUUAAAACUCCUUCUGCUGUUUCUAUGAGUUCAGGGGGGAAAUUGCCAGAUUGGAAAAGAAGAAGAAAGGUGUUUUCCAUUUCUUAAGGAGCCUAAACCAGCCUAGCUUCUGCCUUUGUUUUGCUUUGUGGUCUGUUGGCAUCUUCACGGCCACCACUUCAGUGGUGUAUGUGUACUUCUUAAGAGUCAGGUAACCUGUGCUCUGUCAUCUGGCUUAUUGUUUUUGUUGGGUUUAUUUUCUGAGGUAGCAGAAUAAUGCUGCAAGAUUAUCUGUAAGAUUGUCUAUUUAUUUAAUCUCAAAGUUAAAUCAAGUCAAUCUUUGGGUUAUUUCUAAUGUAUGUCUUAGGACUGUGUACUUUAGCAUAUGCAGUUUGUAAGCUCAGGAACAUUUUCUUCUCAUGAUGUGUGAUCUCUAGUAUUGCUAUCUUCCUACAGUUUUUGACAAAAUAAAUUAAAUUUAGUUUUU